Molecule: messenger RNA, 7538 nt
Organism: Columba livia (rock pigeon)
Lineage: Eukaryota; Metazoa; Chordata; Aves; Columbiformes; Columbidae
Product: protocadherin-16-like
Exons: 3
Coding region: 787-6279 (1830 amino acids)
Biological process (GO): homophilic cell-cell adhesion
Cellular component (GO): plasma membrane
Molecular function (GO): calcium ion binding
Source: RefSeq, a predicted model, not a curated record
UACGUAGCGCCAAGAGCUUCUGUUCCCUGCGUGCUGUCCCGGCGGAGGCUCUUGCCGGGUUUUUGCCACCGGGUUAAGAGGCUCCAUCCCUCCGGGUGCAGCCUCCGCCGGACGGUGCCCGUGGUAAACGCGGUGUAUUUGCUUGUCCCUGUGUUUCUCCAAAGGUACGGACUGGUCUGUCUGGAGCCAGGCGCACACACUAUUAGUGUGCUCCGAGCAGGUGAGAGGGGCAAGACGGUGAGCAAGUGGCGGCGCUGCCCGUGCGCUCGGUCUGACGCGGUGGCCCCGCAAGGCUCUCGUCACUCCGUCCCUGCGCUUCCCUCCCUGGCGUGCUGUGCACUCGUUCUGCCGUGGGAACCCAGGCGGGCGGGCGAGCGGCCGCAGCCGCGCGUGUGCGCGCGGGUCCGUCUGCCGGUACGAAGCGUAAACGGGGGCAGCGGGCGGCGGCGGGCGCAGUCUGGCGGCGGGCCGCAGGGUGGCGUUCCCGGUCAAGGCGUCGCCGAUCGGCUGCGAGCGCGGAGGCGGCCGAGACCGACACUGCCCAGCCCAGCCCAGCCCGGCCGGGCAGCAGUUGCGGCGGCGAGCAGCGGUGAGCGGUGCCCCGUGCCAUCCGCUGCCGGACCGCGGCAGCUACGUUCAGUGUGGGCAGCCGGACUUGUCAAGAAAGGAACGAGGGAGAGAGGGAGUGCACCCGACCGCGUCUGCCGCGCUGCUGCCGGGCGCCGCUUUCCGCGGAGGACUGAGAGGGCGAUCCGCGAGACGGAGGCUGUCCCGAACCGGCCCGACAUGGCGAUCGCAAGGCAAGUGCUUUGUCUCUCUGCUUUCCUGUCCCUGCCGCACGCUCGCUCCCAGCCCCUGCGCUACUCCGUAGCCGAGGAGGGGGAGAGCGGCUCGGUGGUAGGCAACGUGGCGGAGGACGCGGGGCUGGCCCCGGCGCAGCUCUCGGCUCGCCGCGCCCGCCUGGCCUCGGAGGACGGCCGGCAGCACUUUCGCUUAGAGCGCGGCACCGGCCGCCUGCUCGUGGCGGAGAGGCUGGACCGGGAGGAGCUGUGCGGGCAGGCCGCUACCUGCACGCUGCCCUUCGAGCUGGUGCUGGCUAACCCCCUGCAGUUCUUGCGGGUCGAGGUGACCGUGGAGGACAUCAAUGACCAUGCGCCCGUUUUCCCGGAGGAACAAAUUACUUUUAAGAUGCCGGAAACGAGCAACCCGGGCUCACGUUUCCCAUUGGAGGGAGCUCGGGACCUGGAUAUUGGCAACAACAGCAUCCAGACUUACAGCAUCUCUCCUGCGAAUGACUACUUUAGUAUAUCUUUUGGGAACUGGAAAAAGGGCAAGAAGUACGCGGAACUGGUCUUGGAAAAGCCGCUAGACAGAGAGGAACAGUCAGAGAUUUAUUUCAGACUCAUUGCCAUGGACGGGGGCUCUCCACCCAGGAGUGGAACUACACAAAUUCACAUUGUAGUUCUAGAUGCCAAUGACAAUGCCCCGGUCUUCACACAGGAGCUUUAUGUUGUGAAGAUUUUGGAAAAUGCGCCAGAGGGCUCUGUAGUUCUCAGUGUGGUGGCAACUGAUCAGGAUGCAGGACGUAAUGGGGACAUCUCCUAUCAGUUCAGCCAAGCAGUGAGCCACAGUGACUUCGCAUUUGUCAUUGACCAUAUGAGUGGUGAAAUUAAACUCACAAAGCCUCUGGACUUUGAGACAGCAGAGAAUCACGAACUCAGUGUUCGAGCCACUGAUGGUGGUGGCCUCUCAGCACUCUGCAGGGUGUUGGUGGAGGUGGUGGAUGUGAAUGACAAUGCACCCGAACUGGUGGUCAGUUCCUUCAGCAGCCCCCUCCCUGAGAAUGCGUUACCCGGGACAGUGGUCGCCCUCUUUAACGUGAAGGACAGAGAUUCUGGAGCCAACGGGAAGAUCUCCUGUGCCCUUGAGGAUCAGCUGUCCUUCUCCCUGCAUCCAGCCUAUAAGAAUUACUAUGAGCUGGUGACUGUGAGAACACUGGACCGGGAAGAGACUGCACAGUACAUCCUCAGUGUCACAGCAACUGACGCGGGGUCACCUCCUCUCACAACCACCCAGACCUUCACAGUGGACAUCUCUGAUGUGAAUGAUAAUGCACCUGUCUUCAACCAGACAUCGUACACCAUGUAUGUGCGUGAGAAUAAUGUCCCCACAGUGCUUGUUGGAGCUGUGAGUGCUGCAGAUGCCGACACAGGGUCCAAUGCCAAGGUGACCUAUUCCCUGUUACCAGCCCACCCCACAGAGCAGCCUCCCUGCUCCUGCAUCUCUGUGAACUCUGAGAAUGGGGAUGUGUUUGUGCUGCGGCCUCUGGACUAUGAGCAAGUGAAGCAGAUUGAAGUCUUAGUGCGUGCCUCUGAUGCUGGGUCUCCUGCCCUCAGUGCCAAUGUCACUAUCAGCCUUGUUGUGGUGGAUGAGAAUGACAAUGCGCCACUCGUGCUGUACCCCUCGCAGGACAGCAGCCCACCAUCCAGUGAGUUGGUGCCCAUGUCAGCUGAUGCAGGGUACCUGGUCACAAAAGUGGUGGCUGUUGAUGCCGACUCAGGGCAGAACUCAUGGCUCUCGUACCACCUGCUGAGGGCCACCGACCCCGGGCUGUUUGUGGUGGGUGCCCAAAGUGGGGAGGUGCGGCUGAGGAGGCCAGUGACAGAGAGAGAUGCUGUAAAGCAGAAGCUUGUUGUUCUGGUGCGAGACAACGGGCAACCACCACUCUCAGCCACAGCCUCACUGAGUGCACUUCUGCUCAGUGACUUCUCAGACGUACGCAUAACACACAGCAGCCUGGCUGUGGAGGAUGAGGGUGAUUCCAUAACAAUGUAUUUAAUCAUUUCAUUGGUCUUUGUUUCACUCCUCUUCCUUGCAUCCAUGGGAGCCUUUUUUGUUCACAAGGUGUGCAAAAGAAAGGAGCUGAAAGGUGGGCAUGUGCUUUAUGGUGCUGGAAAUUUACAGAGUGGCCUGGCUGAUGCAGCUGCUGCAGGGACCCUGCCCCACCCCUAUUGCUAUGAGAUCAGCUUCACAACAGACUCAGGCAACAGUGAGUUCAAGUUCCUGAAGCCCAUCCUCCCCAACCUGCCACCACAGCACUGCACCACGGGUGGGGUCACUGAUGAUGAACAGGAUUUCUCCUGUGUCCCUAUCACCAUGGAUGAUGUGGCGCCAGCCCACCCAGGGGUGCUCUCUGUAGAGCAGUUCAACAGUCUUUCCUUUAAGUACAGCGCGGUGCUGUGGCUGCGGGUGCUGGACGUGAACGACAACGCGCCGGUGUUCGCGGAGGCGCGCUACAGCGCCCGUGUGCCCGAGAACAACGCGGCGGGCGCGCUGGUGCUGAGGGUGCGGGCGUGGGACGCGGACUGGGGGCAGAACGCACGCGUGCGGUACCGGCUGGGGGAGGGGCGUGUGCGGAGCGCGCCGCUGUCGUCGUCCGUGUCGGUGGAGGCGGAGACGGGCGCGCUGUACGCGCUGCGCUCGUUCGACUACGAGGAGGUGCGCGAGGUGGGGCUGUGGGUGCGGGCGGAGGACGGCGGCGCGCCGGCGCUGAGCAGCAACGUGUCGGUCGGUGCGGCUGGUGAUCGUGGACGAGAACGACAACGCGCCGCAGGUGCUCCCAGCCCGGCCGGGCAGCAGUUGCGGCGGCAGCGAGCGGUGCCCCGUGCCAUCCGCUGCCGGGCCGCUGCAGCCGCCCUCCGGGUCGCCAGCCGGACUCGGCGAAAAAGAAGGAGGGAGAACACGGGACCGCGCUGCCGUGCUGCUGCCGGGUGCCGCUUUCCGCGGAGGACUGCGCGGGCGAUCCGCGAGACGGAGGCUGUCCCGGACCGGCCCGACAUGGCUCUCGCAAGGCAAGUGCUUUGUCUCUCUGCUUUCCUGUCCCUGCCGCACGCUCGCUCCCAGCCCCUGCGCUACUCCGUAGCCGAGGAGGGGGAGAGCGGCUCGGUGGUAGGCAACGUGGCGGAGGACGCGGGGCUGGCCCCGGCGCAGCUCUCGGCUCGCCGCGCCCGCCUGGCCUCGGAGGACGGCCGGCAGCACUUUCGCUUAGAGCGCGGCACCGGCCGCCUGCUCGUGGCGGAGAGGCUGGACCGGGAGGAGCUGUGCGGGCAGGCCGCUACCUGCACGCUGCCCUUCGAGCUGGUGCUGGCCAACCCCCUGCAGUUCUUGCGAGUCGAGGUGACCGUGGACGACAUUAAUGACCAUGCGCCCAUUUUCCCGGAGGAACAAGUCACUUUUAAGAUCCCUGAAAGGAGCGACCCGGGCUCACGUUUCCCCCUGGAGGGAGCUCGGGACCUGGACGUUGGCAGCAACAGCAUCCAGGCUUACAGCAUCUCUCCCGAGAAUGAGUACUUUAGUGUGUCUUUUGGGAAUCACAGUCAUGAUGAGAUGUACGUGGAACUGGUUUUGGAAAAGCUGCUAGACAGAGAGGAGCAGGCAGAGAUUGGUUUCAGUCUCAUUGCCAUGGAUGGCGGCUCUCCACCCAGGAGUGGGACUAUAGAAAUCCACAUUGUUGUUCUGGAUGUAAAUGACAAUUCUCCAGUCUUCACACAGAAAGUGUACUUUGGGAAGGUUUUGGAAAAUGCACCAGAGGGCUCUGUUGUUCUUAGUGUGGUGGCAACAGAUCUGGAUGCAGGACGUAAUGGGGACAUCUCCUAUCAGUUCAGCCAAGCAUUGAGCCAGAGUGACUCCACAUUUUUGAUUGACCCUGUGAGUGGUGAAAUUAAACUCACAAAGCCUCUGGACUUUGAGGCUGCAGAGAAAUAUGAGCUCAGUGUGCGGGCCAGUGAUGGUGGUGGCCUGUCAGCAAUCUGCAAGGUGUUGGUGGAGGUGGUGGAUGUGAAUGAUAAUGCACCCGAGCUGGUGGUCAGUUCCUUCAGCAGCCCCCUCCCUGAGAAUGCAUUACCUGGGACAGUGGUCGCCCUCUUUAAUGUGAAGGACAGGGAUUCUGGAGCCAAUGGGAAGAUCUCCUGUGCCCUUGAGGAUCAGCUGUCAUUCUCCCUGCGUCCGGCUUAUAAGAAUUACUAUGAGCUGGUGACUGUGAGCACACUGGACCGGGAAGAGACUGCACAGUACAUCCUGAGUGUCACAGCAGCAGACAUGGGGUCACCUCCUCUCACAACCACCCAGACCUUCACAGUGGAUGUCUCUGAUGUGAAUGACAAUGCACCUGUCUUCAACCAGACAUCAUACACCAUGUAUGUGCGUGAGAAUAAUGUCCCCACAGUGCUUGUUGGAGCUGUGAGUGCUGCAGAUGCCGACACAGGGUCCAAUGCCAAGGUGACCUAUUCCCUGGUACCAGCCCACCCCACAGAGCAGCCUCCCUGCUCCUGCAUCUCUGUGAACUCUGAGAAUGGGGAUGUGUUUGUGCUGCGGCCUCUGGACUAUGAACAGGUGAAGCAGAUUGAAGUCUUGGUGAGUGCCUCUGAUGCUGGGUCUCCUGCCCUCAGUUCCAAAGUCACUGUCCGACUUGUUAUGGUGGAUGAGAGUGACAAUGUGCCACUGGUGCUGUACCCCUCACAGGACAGCAGCCCACCAUCCAGUGAGCUGGUGCCCAUGUCAGCUGAGGCCGGGUACCUUGUCACCAAAGUGGUGGCUGUCGAUGCUGACUCGGGGCAGAACUCGUGGCUCUCGUACCACCUGCUAAGGGCCACUGACCCCGGGCUGUUUGUGGUGGGUGCCCAAAGUGGGGAGGUGCGGCUGAGGAGGCCCGUGACAGAGAGAGAUGCUGCGAAACAGAAGCUUGUUGUUCUGGUGCGAGACAACGGGCAACCACCGCUGUCAGCCACAGCCUCACUGAGUGCGCUUCUGCUCAGUGACUUCUCAGACGUGCGCAUAACGCACAGCAGCCUGGCCGUGGAGGAUGAGGGUGAUUCCCUAACAAUGUAUUUAAUCAUUUCAUUGGUCUUUGUUUCGCUCCUCUUCCUUGCAUCCAUGGGAGCCUUUGUUGUUCACAAGGCGUGCAAGAGAAAUGAGCUGAAGGGUGGGCAUGUGCUUUAUGGUGCUGGAAACUUACAGAGUGGCCUGGCUGAUGCAGCCACUGCAGGGACCCUGCCCCACCCCUAUUGCUAUGAGAUCAGCCUCACAACAGGCUCAGGCAACAGUGAGUUCAAGUUCUUGAAGCCCAUCCUCCCCAGCCUGCUACCACAGCACUGCACCACAGGUGUGGUCACUGAUGAUCAACAGGAUUUCCCCCGUGACCCUAUCACCCUGGAGGAUGUGGCACCAGCCCACCCAGGGAUGGUCUCUGUAGAGCAGUUCAACAGUCUUUCCUUUAAGUAGUGUGGAGUCAGCACAGUCAGAGACUUAAGGCCUCAUGAGGGGAAGGGAUGUGGGCUUCAACAUAUGGCAAUGGUUCCUUUAGAGUAAAUCUCAAUUUGCAAUUGUUGUCACUGAUUUGCCUCAAAUGUUAAGUACAGGGAAAGAUUGGUUUCCCCUCCAAAAAAAAAGAAAAAACAAAACCACCAAACAACACCCAUAAUCCCCUAACGGUUUUCUGCUAGGAAACAAUGUUUCAGCUGCGGUGAAGCUGUUUCUGAAAUGCUUCAAGAGUGGGACUAGUUCCAGUGCCCCAGAUAAUUUCCUGUCUCACCUGCUGUAGAGGGCCUCUUUUUCUCUGCUGUAACACAACGGCACUAUUGGACAGACAGAUCACCUGCUUGCUGAAAUGCACGUAGCCCUUCUCCUGGGUCAGGAAAGCAAGGAAGUUGUGAGUACUGUGUUACAAUGUGGUGCAAGCAUGGGGCUUUUUCUGCUCUGGGUUCUGGAUGUUUCUGUGUCUGAGAUGUAUGGGCUUUGUGUGUUUUGCUUUCUGGCCACUAUGUUUGUCCAUACUGCCAGUUUGUGGCUGCAUAUGCUGCCGUAGUGCUGCCUGUUGAAGCAGGGAGCUGCUCACAUCCAACUGGUUGUGAUGCAAUGUAGAUAUCCUUACCCUUGGAGAACAGCAAUCUUGUUUUCUCUAGGGGAGAACAGCAACAUGCAGAAUGAGAUUUUGGCAUGUGUGAUGAAGGUGCACACACAGGCUGUCUGCUUGGGAUUGGCUUGAAAUUAUAGCAACACAAACAACCUUCUCAUAGAGUGUAACUGUAAAGAGUUGUAAAGAUACAUUAUCUUUGAGUUCAUUGUAAGGAAACUCCAGAAUUCACUUCAAAGGAGUUUGUCUGAAGAUAGAAUCAUUACGUGCUUGGAAAUGGGUUAUUGAAUUUGUUCUUGUCAUUGUUGUUCGCAAAUUCAGAGGCUUCAUGAUGGGUGUACAAAGCUCUCUGAGGUGAUUUUCAGGGUUUGCUGAGACCUUUGGCAUUCUCCUUUUUGCCCUUUGUCCUUUUGCUUUGUGGACUAUGUUUGAGCAUGGUCUUACCUAUUCUUCUUAAGAAGGACUGCAAUCCCAUGUAUAAUAACAGACUGUUUGAUAGAGUGUAGUGUGGCAUGGAAUAUUUGGAAACAUUCAGGCUGUGUUGUGCUGCACUUAUAAACUGUAGCAUUGUUAACCACAAUACCGUUGUGUGUAAAAGUGAAAUAAACACCUCAAUGCUGUGUGUGGA